This is a messenger RNA of Physella acuta, 553 nucleotides long. Its product is annotated as DNA-directed RNA polymerases I, II, and III subunit RPABC2. Gene Ontology annotation, cellular component: RNA polymerase I complex; RNA polymerase III complex; RNA polymerase II, core complex. Gene Ontology annotation, biological process: transcription by RNA polymerase I; tRNA transcription by RNA polymerase III; transcription by RNA polymerase II. The record is from RefSeq and is a predicted model, not a curated record. Gene Ontology annotation, molecular function: DNA binding. NCBI's taxonomy places the organism in Eukaryota, Metazoa, Mollusca, Gastropoda, Physidae.
GAUACCCAAUCUUGAAUAGGCCCUAAUCUAAAAAAACAAUUUUGAUUAGGCUAGGUCUAGAUUUAGAUCAAGAAUUUUCAAGAAAAGAUUAAAACAAAAACUAGAGAUCUUCUAGCUAGCCUAGGCAUUUUGGGAUGAAAAUUUGCUUUGAAGAUGGAGCUGAAAUAGAAGAUGAUGAGCCAUUAGAUGAACCUAUAGAUCAUGAACAGGGUGAGAGAGUGGAGAUCAUCAGUGAUGGAGCCACAGGCCAGGUGGAGCCCCAGAAAAGAAUAACAACCAAGUACAUGACAAAAUAUGAGCGGGCCAGAGUUUUAGGAACACGUGCACUGCAAAUAGCGAUGUGUGCCCCUGUGAUGGUGGAGCUAGAAGGAGAAACUGACCCUCUCGCCAUAGCCAUGAAAGAGCUUAAAGCAAGAAAAAUUCCUUUUAUCAUCAGGAGAUAUUUACCAGAUGGGAGUUAUGAAGACUGGGCAUUGGAUGAAUUGAUUAUUGACUGACUCUUAUAUUCUUGUCUAAUAAAAUUUUUUGUACCAUUUUUUUGUGUCACCUUCAU